This is a messenger RNA of Phytophthora nicotianae INRA-310, 456 nucleotides long. RefSeq lists its product as hypothetical. Bases 1 to 456 code for a protein of 151 amino acids. The record is from RefSeq and is a predicted model, not a curated record. The transcript has 2 exons. NCBI's taxonomy places the organism in Eukaryota, Oomycota, Peronosporomycetes, Peronosporales, Peronosporaceae.
AUGCAGCUAGAGUCCAAGCGCAUCCUCGAGGUGUAUCCCCCUGCGCGAUGCAUGAACGAAGUCGUGGAGCGACAAUUAAGCAGGAACAAGGAACGAGAAAUUUCAGAUAGAGCUUCGAGAAUUUCAAGAAUCUCUGGCUCUGUUGUGGGCCUGGGGGUGGAGGGAGAACAAUCUUACGAGGAGGAUAUCCCCGUUCGAUUCCAGCUCAACAUGUUCCGCGGGAAAAGCAAGAACACGUUUUCUAACAAACUGAAAGAAGAUCUGAUCCAAUGGUUUGGACCUGUUCAGUACGCAGACGCCAGCGAGGAAUAUCUAGGAACUUUGCAGAAGAUUGCAGCAGUGACUGGGGUCAAAACUGCGGUGGAUGUAAAAGUUCCAGUGAAAAUGUAUUGUUCUGCUAUCGUCAGCGAUUUGGCAACAAUUAGUGGAGAUAUGAAGCCACUGAAAGACAUUUAG